Hydractinia symbiolongicarpus is the source of this 572-nucleotide messenger RNA. Its product is annotated as calcium-binding mitochondrial carrier protein SCaMC-2-A-like. The record is from RefSeq and is a predicted model, not a curated record. The transcript is spliced from 4 exons. Gene Ontology annotation, biological process: transmembrane transport. NCBI's taxonomy places the organism in Eukaryota, Metazoa, Cnidaria, Hydrozoa, Anthoathecata, Hydractiniidae. Gene Ontology annotation, molecular function: ATP transmembrane transporter activity. Bases 48 to 557 code for a protein of 169 amino acids.
CAGCUGGAGCAUUUGCUGGUAUAACAGCUCAAGCAGCCAUUUAUCCGAUGGAAGUUAUAAAAACAAAGCUUGCUAUUGCGAAGACCAACCAAUACAAUGGCAUAUAUGACUGUGCAAGGACGGUGAUGAAAACAGAUGGAAUUCGUGGUUUCUACAGGGGAAUGACACCUGCUUUACUCGGCAUGAUACCUUACGCUGGAAUUGAUUUGUGUAUCUAUGAGACAAUGAAGAAUAACUGGAUUAAUAGCUAUUCAGGCGAACGAAAACCAAAUUGCUUUGUAUAUUGCUUAAGCGCUUUUACAUCAGCCACUAUUGCACAGUCAGCUAGCUAUCCAUUGGGUUUGGUCCGAACAAAACUGCAAGCGCAUUCAUCUUCAAUCAACGCUGCUCCUGUUGGUAUGGUGCAGAUGUUUAAAUCAAUUGUCAAAGAGCAAGGCUACAGUGGAUUGUACAGAGGGAUCGUCCCAAGUUACCUUAAAGUGUUACCUUCCGUUACUAUCACCUAUAUAAUGUAUGAAUACAUGCGGCAAGCAUUAGGCAUGCCUUCCCAGCAAUAACACGCUUCAGUAGUA